Trichosurus vulpecula (common brushtail) is the source of this 330-nucleotide messenger RNA. Its product is annotated as small ubiquitin-related modifier 3-like. The transcript has a single exon. Gene Ontology annotation, biological process: protein sumoylation. Gene Ontology annotation, cellular component: nucleus. The coding region runs from base 1 to 330 and encodes 109 amino acids. The record is from RefSeq and is a predicted model, not a curated record. Gene Ontology annotation, molecular function: protein tag activity; ubiquitin-like protein ligase binding. NCBI's taxonomy places the organism in Eukaryota, Metazoa, Chordata, Mammalia, Diprotodontia, Phalangeridae.
AUGUCCGAGGAGAAGCCCAAGGAAGGAGUGAAAACCGAGAACGAUCACAUCAACCUGAAGGUAGUCAGGCAGGAUGGGUCAGUGGUCCAGUUCAAAAUUAAGCGACACACACCUCUGAACAAAUUGAUGAAGGCGUAUUGUGAGAGACACGGCCUGUUAAUGAGACAGAUUCCAGUCAGAUCUGAUGGACAACCAAUUAAUGAGACGGAUACCCCUGCACAGCUGGAGACGGAGGAUGAAGACACAAUCGAUGUGUUCCAGCAGCAGACAGGGGGAGCGUGUGAGGCACACGGGCCAGAGCCCCCGGGGUCUUCCUCGGUCUUGGGAUAG